GUUGCUUUCCAAUAAUGUUGACCAAAUUUGAAACCAAAAGCAAUCGAGUAAAGGGUCUUUCUUUUCAUCCCGCUAGGCCUUGGAUUCUUGCAAGUCUUCACAACGGAGUGAUUCAGUUAUGGGAUUACAGAAUGGGAACUUUGUUGGAUAGAUUUGAAGAACAUGAAGGUCCAGUAAGGGGUGUCCAUUUUCACCCGUCGCAACCUUUAUUUGUCAGUGGAGGAGAUGACUACAAAAUCAAAGUGUGGAAUUAUAAACUUAGACGCUGUUUAUUUACCUUGUUGGGCCAUUUGGACUACAUUCGAACGGUUUUCUUCCACCACGAGAGUCCUUGGAUUGUCUCUGCGUCUGAUGACCAAACCAUUCGCAUUUGGAAUUGGCAGAAUCGUUCUUGUAUUGCGGUACUUACAGGUCAUAAUCACUAUGUUAUGUCUGCCAUGUUCCAUCCCGACGAGGAUCUACUACUCUCAGCUUCUUUGGAUCAGACUAUACGUGUUUGGGACAUAUCUGGCUUACGCAAUCGUUCACCAACAUCUUCUUUUUCUUCCAAAGAUAACUUCGCUGCCGAUAUAUUUUCUUCCAACGAGGCUUUUGUAAGAAAUGUUAUCGAAAGUCAUUUUCGUGGCGUCAAUUGGGCAAGUUUCCAUCCAACUAUUCCUCUCGUUGUAAGUGGAGGAGAUGAUCGCCAAGUAAAGUUGACAUAUUUGGAAAAUGGACGGACGAGAGAAAUACAAACUUUUUAUGGCCACCUGAACAAUGUAUCUUGUGUUAUGUUUCAUCCUAGUACCAAUCUUAUUGUCUCUAAUUCAGAAGAUCGCACAAUAAGAGUCUGGGAUCCCAUUCGCCAUACUUGCUUACAAACCUAUCGAAGAGAAAAUGAUAGGUUUUGGAUUCUGGCAGUGCAUCCCAAACUCAAUCUGAUUGCUGCAGGACAUGAUUCUGGAAUGAUUGUAUUCAAGUUGGAUAGAGAGAGACCUCCUUUUUAUAGCGUUGGGAAAGAUUUAUAUUAUGUAAAAGAAGGAGAUGUUCGACUGUUUGAUUUGGAACAAGGAAGUGAUCAGUCUCUAUAUCAAUUAUAUGUGAAACCUGACAUUAUGUCGUUGUUAUAUUCCAGUUCGGAAUAUACGAUCGGUUCUGAAGUUCGAGGUCCCAUUUAUGAGCCUCCACCUCGAUAUAUGCAUGUCAAUACUUUCGAAAAUUGUAUAUUAUUGACACAUGAUAGAGACUCUCCUAAAUAUUCUCUAUACUUUCUAGGAAAAAAAGGACGUUCGACUAGUUCAGAAACUAUUCAUGGCUUUGGUGUUGCAGUGUUUGUAGGAAGAAACCGAUUUGCAACUUUAUCUACUGGAGAACAGUUGCAAGUUCGUGACCUUCGUAAUGAAAUAACAAAAACUAUUGCUUGUCCUAUUCCUGGAGCUGAACUUGUAUUUCCUUCUCGUCCCGGUACUAUUCUUAUAAGUAACGGAGAAGUUGUUGUUCUAUUUGAUAUGACUCAAAGGAAGAUAUUGAAAGAACUUGCUUCUGCUCAUGUGAAAUAUGUCGUAUGGAAUGAACAUAUGAAUAGAGUGGCAUUAUUGAGUAAGCAUUCAAUAACUUUGGCAUCAGGAAAGUUGGAACAUUUGGCAGUUGUUCACGAAACAGUAAGAGUGAAAAGUGCGGUGUGGGAUGAUUCGGGAGUUUUAUUAUAUACCACUCUUAAUCAUUUGAAGUAUUGUUUGCCAAAUGGAGAUACUGGAAUUGUGCGUACUUUAGAUAAUUUGAUAUAUUUGACUCGUGCAAGAGGACCAGCUGUUGCUUAUUUGGAUAGAGAGGGAAAUCCAGGAGUCCUUGCAGUGGAUCCUACCGAAUAUGCAUUCAAAUUGUUGUUAUUACGCAAAAAAUAUGAUGAAGUGCAGUAUUUGAUAGCAGAAAAUCGUUUUGAUGGUCAAGCCAUGAUUUCUUAUUUAUGUCGCAAAGGAUUUCCUGAAGUGGCUUUGGAAUUUGUUCGAGAUGAUAAGACUCGUUUUCAUUUAGCACUGGAAGCUGGUUUAUUACAAGUUGCUGUGGAUGCUGCACAAUCUUUGGAUACUUUUGAAAUAUGGCGCAAACUGGGUGAAGAAGCAUUGGCUCAAGGAAAUGUCUCCAUUGCGGAACUUGCUUAUCAACGUUCCAAAGACCUGAACAAAUUAAUCUUCUUAUAUGUCGUUACUGGCAAUUUUGACAAAUUGGAAAAGGCUAGCAGGUUGGCAGAAAUGCGUCAAGACUAUAUGGCACAGUUUUUAAUAUCCUUUUAUUUGGGAGAUGUGAAUAUGAGAACCCAGUUGUUGUAUUCUAGUGGUCAGAUCAUGUUGGCUUUGUUAUAUGCAGAUACUUAUCAGUUAUCUGAAUGGAAACCAAAAUUGGCUUCUUUAUCCACAGAAUUACAAAGCGAUAUACCUUUGAAGACAGGAUUGUUACUUCCUGCUAUUCCAGUAUAUCCAAAGACUUCUAAUUGGCCAUUGUUAGAAUGGACCAAUGCAACAAAUGGUGGACAUGGUCUAUUUAGACGCAAUCCUAAUGCUUUGGAAAGCUUUGAAGAACCCACUGUGACGGACUAUUAUGAAGAUGCAUUGGUAGCUGCUGAGGAACAAGAAGAAGAAAGUUGGGCUGAUCAUCAUUCCAAGGAAAGAAAGCAAGCUACUGCCAUCGAUGCUUUGAAAGUCUUUGAAACUCCACAAACUGUAUUGGAAAAUUCUGCCAAGUCCGCGAAUAGUAAUAUCUUUAUGAACCAACCUUUAGAAACUCAUAUAGAGAAGAAAGAGGAUACAUGGGAAGAAGAAGGCUGGGAAGAAGAAGAUGUUCAGAUUGAUACUCAAGAAGAAGACUUUGGCAAUAAUGAUUAUCUCAAGAAUGAAGAAACCCAACAGCAAGAUUGGUUGAAUGAACCGAUAUCUCCACGAUCAGAUAAAUUACAUUCGAUUGCUACUAUUGCAGGCUUACAAAAGAUGGAAUAUAAAACUCCUGAAGAGAAAUUAUCCAUUCGAGAGAUUUGGUCUCGUAUGGCACGUUGUCCAAGUGAAUAUGUUAUGAGUGGUCGUUUGGAAGAUGCGAUAGAAAUGUUGAAGACAGAGUUGGGAUUUAUUUCGUUGGAACCGUUGAAGUCUUUAUUUAUGGAAUUAUAUAUCACUAGUUAUAGUUGUGUAUCCAUGUUACCCAGUUUAGAUAGCGUACCCAUCUAUAUGUUGGAUACUUGGCAGAGAAGAAAUACUCCCAAACCUUAUUAUCGAUUCGAACAAAUGGAAAAGCUGAUGACUUUGGCAGAACAGAAAAUGACCGUCGGGAAGUUUUCAGAAGCAUUUAAUCUUUAUCGUCAAUUGAUUAUAACACUUCCAUUUAUCAUAGUUGAUAACGAUUCUCAAUGCAGUCUUUGUAUGGAAAUGUUGACUACCUGUAGAGAGUAUAUUAUUGGUUUGAUGAUUCGAACCAAACAAUCGGAAGCCAAAUCCAAAGGAGAUACUUUGAGACAAUUAGAAUUGGCAGCUUUGAUGACGCAUUGCAAUAUGCUGAUUACUCAUCAACAAUUGGCAUUACAAGCAGCUAUGAAAUUGGCAUAUGCCACUAAGAACUAUCUUUAUGCUUUGACUUUUGCGAAAAGGUUAUUAGAAUUGGCACCCAAUGAAGAAAUGGAAAGGACUGCCAAGAAAGUGAUGCAGUUUUGUGAACGCAAUCCAAACAAUCAGAACCAAUUGGACUAUGAUAUAGAACAAAGCAACUUUGCAAUCGACGCAGGUAGAUUGAAGCCUUGUAUACAACCUCCAACUAAGAGUUGUGUAUAUUGUGGUGCUUGUUAUGAUGAAAGUUGGCAUUCUAUGACAUGUGUGGUUUGUCAAGUAGCUCAAGUAAUGGAGCAACAGGAUGAAAAUCGCAAUGCGUAUGCAGGAUUGAUAUCUUUAUUGCACAAGACACAACCCAUAUCCAACCAUACAAAGGUUUAGAUAUCCAAUACGAUUCUCUCGACAGGCAAUCCUUCAAAUGCAAUUCUAUAAAUGGUAACCAUAUGUGGAAAUUCUUCCAAUGCAUUGUCUUUCUUUAAAGUCAAAUAAACAUCUUUAGCAGUGGUUGUUCCUUGUAACUUUUGUCCAUUGAGUAAUUCCUCUUCGAGCACAUGCCAUGGCUUUUUAGUUGUUAUAAAAGCUUCCGCACAUUUCCUAUUUCUUCCACCAUAACAAGUCGUAAUCAAAUCGGCCACUCCACAACUUUCCAUAAAAGUUUCCAAUUUCACGUUGGAAUAAUAUUUCUUAGCAAAACGUUGCAUUUCAAUCAGUCCAAUUCUCAUCAAAGCCGAUUUGGUAUUAUUACCCAUUUCUAAAGCAUCACAAAAGCCUGCGCCUAAAGCAAUCACAUUCUUCAAAGCACCGCAAACUUGAACACCUGGAACAUCUUUUACGAGACCAACUCGAAACAUAUCAUCAUGAAAAAGUUCUUUCAUCAAUUCUCCAUCUUCUUGGUUUUCAUGAGACCGAUGCUUGAUUCACAAAACUUUU
Messenger RNA from Galdieria sulphuraria, 4502 nucleotides. RefSeq names its product coatomer (COPI) alpha subunit. Gene Ontology annotation, biological process: intracellular protein transport; intra-Golgi vesicle-mediated transport; endoplasmic reticulum to Golgi vesicle-mediated transport. Gene Ontology annotation, molecular function: protein binding; structural molecule activity. Gene Ontology annotation, cellular component: COPI vesicle coat. The transcript is spliced from 4 exons. NCBI's taxonomy places the organism in Eukaryota, Rhodophyta, Bangiophyceae, Galdieriales, Galdieriaceae. The coding region runs from base 15 to 3953 and encodes 1312 amino acids. The record is from RefSeq and is a predicted model, not a curated record.